Messenger RNA from Cuscuta campestris, 1829 nucleotides. NCBI's taxonomy places the organism in Eukaryota, Viridiplantae, Streptophyta, Magnoliopsida, Solanales, Convolvulaceae. The record is from the annotation of a GenBank genome assembly.
AAAUAAACACUUCCAUUGAAACAAAAGAAAAAGUACAUGGAGAGACUGUGUACUGUCUCGCUACACACAAAGGGAAUUGGGAAUCCAUACAAUCAAUCAAUCUCAUUCAUAAAACAAAAAAAAUAAGAAGAUGGCAAGAUACAAAUAGAAUCUAGGAUCCAAGGUGAAUGUAGGAUGGUGGCUCGAGGAACAUAAAGCGUCAGAUGUUUCCAUCACACACAAGCUUUGGCUCGCCAUUAUUGUCAAAAACAAGUCCAUCCACUAGAGGGGUCUUUUUCUUUGAGUUGACAUCUUGGACUUCUUUACUGAAUAUGCUUUCUCAAUCUGUUGGGGGCUGGGAGAGACCUGUUCAUGCUCAAUAAUAUCAAAAAUCAAAGGGUCACAUAACACCCCGAUAAGGUGGGGUUCCAAGUAGUCACUUGUAGCUUCAUUGGGAGGGGCAGUAGUGGCAUAAUCAUCUAAUUUAUCCACAUUUAAGAGACUCUCAUUUAAAGGGACAAUAUUUUUUGUAGUAGGGACAAUAGUUUUUGAGGCAUUCUCAUUCACUACAUCACAUCAGUAACAUUCGCUGCACUCUUCAUCAUACCAGUUUAAAUCUCAAUAAUAGAAUGGCCAUUUCAUUGUUCUCAAUAAUUGAAGGGAAAUCAAGAGGAUUACAAAUAAUACUCCCAAAUGGGAUGAGUCCCACCUUGCUGGGAAUCGAGGUGUUCGGGGGAAAACACACCAAGUCCAAAGUGGGGGGAGGGUCCUGUUUGUUGGUGGGCUCAUUGCAGGCUUCCUUGCCAUUUCCAUUUGCAGAGAUAAGAACCGUAGGGGCAUCAUUAGUGACAAUAGCAUAUGGAGCUAAGGGAGCAAAAGUAGUUGAUUUAGUGACCAAAGAAGCAAUCUAGUUCAAAGAAGCUUCUUUACCUUCCCUCCCAAUCCAUCUUGAGGAUGUUUUUUUUUUGCAAUUUUUGUGGCCAAUCCUCGCUGUAGAUUGGUUGAAGGAAAGACAAACUACCUAGGUGUAAUCAAACAGUGUUGGAAAGUUCAUUGGAAAGAUCUACCUUAACAAAAACUCUAGCCACAGCCGGGAAAGUUAGUUGGGCAGUAGCUUUGUCUAAUAUGAGGGGAAGUCGAAUUAAAUUGGCUAUAUAGUAGGGAGCUGGAGGAGCAAAAAGGUGGAUAGGAAGGCCUUCCAGCCCUAUCCAAAUGGUGGAAGGGGGGAUUCAACGCAGGGAUCAAAAUCAUGGGUUAGCCUACCAUCGUCAAAGAACAAUAAACAAUCUCCAAUUUGCCAUCAAUAGAGGGUUAAAAUUCUUGUCACCAAUGGAAUAAAUUAAGCUUAUAGCCGUCUAUCUUCCAUGUUAUUCAAAGCCAUGAAAACAAGAAACAUAAAUAAGAAUGACACUCACUUAUAAAUUACAACUAUACAUUGUCCAUAUCUAAUACAAGUAGCAAAUACCUCAAAAUUUGAGCUGUUCCAAAAAGAGCGAUUAAGCAGUAAGAACCUGCGUUGGAAGCUUAGCAAAAAUUCGAGCUUCUUUGUUUGCAGUCAGCAACAAACUAUAGAAUCUGAUUUGGCUAAGCAUGUCACUCCUAAUACCUCAAAAUUGGGCUUCAAUUUGGACAAAAACCAGACGGAAUUGCUCCUGCGAAGUUUAAAGAUGAACAAUGACUUCGUGGUUCUCAAUCUUCAAUUGACCAUAUUUUAGCUCCAAAUUCUUAGCGGAAUACUAAGAUUCUAAAAGAGCAGCUGAUGUCGAUCUAAAAGAAACAAAAAUCAUAAAAAACAAUCCACAACUUCAAGAGGAAUGGCAAAUCCAAUGGUCAGGAUCUAGGGUUACGCA